GAGGUGGUGGCGGCGGCGAACAAAGAGGCGGCGGGCGCGGGUGGCCGAGUGGAGCCGAGCGCAGUCGAGCCGCGCCGACCCGGGCUGAACCGGGCCGGGCCGGGCCCAGGAGCGCGCGGGCGAUGCGGGCUGCCAGGCCGGGGUCGGCCGGCCCCUGAACCCCGCGCCUCGGGCCAGCGAGGGAGCCCCGCGCGGCCGCGCGCUCCAGCUGCCGGCCCGCCAUGGCCGGGGUCAGCUACGCGCCGCCCUGGUGGGUGAACCUCCUGCACCGGCUGCCCCACUUCGACCUGCGCUGGGAGAUCACCAGCAGCCAGUUCCGGCCCGAGGACACCGACUACCAGCAGGCGCUGCUGCUGCUGGGGGCCGCCCCGCUGGUCUGCCUCGCCCUGGACCUCCUCUUUCUGCUCUUCUACUCCUUCUGGCUGUGCUGCCGGCGCCGCAAGACCGAGGAGCACCUGGACGCUGACUGCUGCUGCACCGCCUGGUGCGUCAUCAUCGCCACGCUGGUCUGCAGCGCCGGCAUCGCCGUGGGCUUCUACGGCAACGGGGAGACCAGUGACGGCAUCCAUCGGGCCACCUACUCUCUCCGCCACGCCAACCGCACGGUGGCGGGGGUCCAGGACCGCGUGUGGGACACGGCGGCUGCCCUGAACCGCACAGUGGAGCCCAGCCUGCAGAGCCUGGAGCGGCAGCUGGCCACGCGGCCAGAGCCCCUGCGGGCGGUCCAGCGGCUGCAGGGUCUGCUCGAGAUGCUGCUGGGCUACACAGCUGCUAUCCCGUUUUGGAGGAACCCAUCCGUGUCACUGGAGGCACUGGCUGAGCAGGUGGAUCUCUACGACUGGUACAGGUGGCUGGGCUACUUGGGCCUGCUGCUGCUCGACGUCGCCAUCUGCCUGCUGGUGCUGGUCGGCCUCAUCCGCAGCUCCAAGGGCAUCCUGGUUGGGGUCUGCCUGCUGGGGGUCCUGGCCCUGGUCAUCAGCUGGGGCUCACUGGGCUUGGAGCUGGCCGUGUCUGUGGGCUCCAGUGACUUCUGUGUGGACCCUGACACCUAUGUGACCAGGAUGGUGGAGGAGCACUCCGUGCUGAGUGGGGACAUCCUGCAGUACUACCUGGCCUGCUCGCCCCGUGCCUCCAACCCCUUCCAGCAGAAGCUGUCGGGCAGCCACAAGGCGCUGGUGGAGAUGCAGGACAUCGUGGCCGAGCUCCUGAAGACUGUUCCGCGGGAGCACCCCGCCACCAAGGACCCCCUGCUCCGCGUCCAGGAGGUGCUGAACGGCACGGAGGUGAACCUGCAGCACCUCACUGCCCUGGUGGACUGCCGCAGCCUGCGUCUGGACUAUGUGCAGGCCCUGACAGGCUUCUGCUAUGAUGGCGUCGAGGGCCUCAUCUACCUGGCCCUCUUCUCCUUCGUCACAGCCCUCAUGUUCAGCUCUGUCGUCUGCAGCGUCCCUCACACCUGGCAGCAGAAGAGAGGCCCCGACGAGGAUGGGGAGGAGGAGGCUGCCCCGGGGCCACGGCAGGUGCACGACAGUCUCUACCGCGUGCACAUGCCCAGUCUAUACAGCUGCGGCAGCAGCUACGGCAGCGAGACCAGCAUCCCGGCCGCGGCCCACACUGUCAGCAACGCCCCGGUCACCGAGUACAUGAGCCAGAAUGCCAAUUUCCAGAACCCUCGCUGUGAGAACACCCCCCUCAUCGGGCGCGAGUCCCCGCCGCCCUCAUACACCUCCAGCAUGAGAGCCAAAUACCUCGCCACGAGCCAGCCUCGCCCCGACUCCAGCAGCAGCGGGCACUAGACUGCCCCGGCCAGCCACCGUCCCACGUGCCAAUCGCCCUGCUCCUCCCCGUGCCAGCACUGCCGCUUACACCCGUGGCCGCCCGCCGGACCCUCUGCACGUAUGCCAGGCCCGCUACGGGCACCUCUGCAGCCACUUGCCCCUCCUCUCCCCUUCCUGCAGGGGUAUGGAGUUACCUGGCAUGAACCCCAGGUCAGUGGAGACACGGGGGCUCUGGGCCUGCACCCUCUCCUUGGGUCACAUGCCUGGACACGUGGCAGCGCCACCACCAAAACCUGGGCCCUCCUGGCCCUCACCCCUCCUCGCCCUCACCCCUCUGCCUCUGAGGAUUUGGGUUCGCAGAGCCCUGCUCUGGGCCAGACACGACGGUGCUGUGUCCCUGCCGCUCCCUCUGCAGCACGCUGACCCUCCGGACCCCUGCAGUCUCAUUGCCUCGCACCCAGCCCACUCCUUCUCUCCUGCAGCUGUGACGCUUUUCCUGCACCCUCGAUGCUUCUGGGCAUCGCUUCUUAUUCGCAGACAUUGCAGAGCCUGUCCGUGCCGGCAUCUAGGGGACGGCGGUGUGUGCCCGCCUGCUCGCCUCCCCAGCAUGGAGACUCCUGCGGCUUGUCCACGCGCCUCUCUCUGCAGUAUCUGGAGCUCCUUCCUUCUUUCGCCACCCCCGAUCCCAAGCCCCCUCCCGCCAGCUGCCAGAAGCCUCCUCAGGGAGGCCCACUUUCUCUGCCUCCUGCCCAGCAUCGCUCUCUCCCUCAGCACCCGCCCUGCCCGUGGCACCCAGCCCUCUGCGGCGGCAGGAGGACAGCAGGUGCCACGCCAGCCCAGGCCGCUCACCCAGUGCUGGCCGCCUUCUUGGUGCCAAACCCUCUCCCCUACCCCAGAGACUUGGCAGCUCCGUCUGGGUCAUUUUUUGCACUAACCACGUUUGUCAUCUCUAGGGCAGGGAGCUGCGGGCCAAGUGGCACUGCCUUCUCGGUUCCCUUUCCAUCCAGGACAGGCGCAGCGUCCCGGAGCCCGGCCUCGGGGGCUGGACCCGAGCUGCCCAUGAACGUGCCCUCGGCCCUUGCCGCCCCUCUUGGGACUAACCACUAACCUUACCCCAGCCUCCGCGGGCACCCCGGCUGACCCAGAGCCGGUGAGCGUGACCCCGAGUCCAGGCCGGAGACGAGGCCCAGGACAGCCGGCUGGGAGUCAGGCUGGAA
Ceratotherium simum simum (southern white rhinoceros) is the source of this 2995-nucleotide messenger RNA. RefSeq names its product tweety family member 3 (gene TTYH3). The record is from RefSeq and is a predicted model, not a curated record. Gene Ontology annotation, cellular component: plasma membrane. Gene Ontology annotation, molecular function: volume-sensitive chloride channel activity; intracellularly calcium-gated chloride channel activity. NCBI's taxonomy places the organism in Eukaryota, Metazoa, Chordata, Mammalia, Perissodactyla, Rhinocerotidae.